Molecule: messenger RNA, 318 nt
Organism: Hirsutella rhossiliensis
Lineage: Eukaryota; Fungi; Ascomycota; Sordariomycetes; Hypocreales; Ophiocordycipitaceae
Exons: 3
Coding region: 1-318 (105 amino acids)
Source: RefSeq, a predicted model, not a curated record
AUGGUCCGCUUUGCUAUUGCCGCUGCUUUGGCUUUUGCUAUGUGCUCUGUGGCACUUCCGGCUGGCGACUCAGGCGUCUCAGGAGGUGGGGAACCUCUGGCUCCUAACUUGCCCGUCACUACUAGCGACUCGGCCGACUCUACAGAUAAAGAGACAGGCCAAGAUUCAGAUCUGGCACAGGCAGACGCAAACUUUGCCAAAAAUAUGGGAAUAUUUGUAGAAUCCGUCUCGAAACUGAUGAAGGAUGAUAAGCAAGGUCAAGACGCUGCAGUGCUUCCGGAGCAGAUCCUAGUGCAGGAAAAAAAGGACCUGAAUUAG